UAAAUUGUCAUGUAUAUUUAUUAACAUAGGUUUUCCUGAGAGAGGUGAAAAAUCAGUAUUGUUGGAAAACUGCCAACACUACGUGGGAAAAAGAUUAACAUCUGGAAAAUUCAUCUCUGACUGCAGCAUGGCAGCUGGUUUUCUUCUCAAGAGAAGUCUAUCUUAAUUCAAAAUAUUUUUUGUUUGGUUACACGUUGUUUAGUAACCUGUUUUCUUUUACUACAAACCAAUUUUGUUGUAUAACUGGCGGCAUGUCUGUUUAGUGAUUCCAUCCAGGUUUUGUUCCUACAGCACUGAAAAUAAAAAAAAUCAAAAUAUACAGCAGGCAUAUGUUGCCUGAUAGACAAAGUAUGAAUUUGUUGGUUAUAUUAUUGGAGAGGAAGCUAAGUUUUGCUUGGUUUACUAAUCAAUGUUUAGAGUAAGUAAAUAUUGUUAAGUGGAUCAAUUGUUAGAAGGGAGUGUUUAAGUGUUUUGGAGGAUCCGGAUGAGGUUAGUAGUAUUCAAUGGAAGCAUUUUUUUUUUUUUUUUUUUUGGUGGUGGGGCAGGGGGUUGCUUCUUUGGUUAGAUAUCUAACACAAAUUACAUCAAGAGCACAUCAGAGGACUUGUUCUGUUAUCCUUAUACCACACUGGACCAUGAGGAAGAUAAGGUUUUUUUAACCUGUAUUACUAUCCAGUCAUUGAUUAAGUUCUUUGCUGGGUUUUGAAGGCAGAGAUUACAGCUUUAUUUUUGGAGAUUGUGUUAUUAGUGCAGGCAUACAUUAGAAAAAUCAUUGUAUCUAUGUAAUGUAGCGUCCCAAGCUAUAUAAGGGUGAAUAUAAUGCAAAUAAUAUAUAUAGGUUAAAGUCCCAAUUCAACAAUGCACUUACACAUUUGCUUAACUUUAAGCAAAUGAGCCUUACCAAAGUCAGUGGGAUUACUAACAUUCUUAAGUGUUCUGCUGACUCAGGAGUUAAGAAAUUUUGAUCAAUCAGUUUUACCCACAGUAUGUUCUCCAUGAGUCUAUUGGAAACUUAAGUUGCUAACUAUGGUACUGUACAUACUCAACAGCUCUAAGUUUAAAUUUUAUUAACCAAAAUAAAUCUGAAACAAGAUUAUAUAUAACUAAAUAGUAGAUGACAUUUUUCAAUGGAGUAUUCGGCUUACUUUGUGUAGUCUUGUUUUUUUCUCCUCAAUAUGGUCUCUUUUUCCGCCAGAAAAAUCUCUAUUGUGAAUUAAUUCUCCUCCCUCUAGGCAAUGAGUAGAUGAAUGAAAGGAUAUAUGAUUGAGAGUCUGGAGGGGGUUUUUUAUCCACUCUGGCUAUCUAGAACCUCACAAAAAGCAACUAAAGCUAUAGGACUUGGAGACUAAUGUCUUGAUGGAUAGCUGUGCCCAUUCUUCAUCAUCAAACAAAUCCCACUGAAGGUGAAAGUAGAGAAUGGAGACAUCUGGGGGACAGGCAGCUUCUCUGGCAUUGAACUUCUCUGGUAGCUGCCAACAUAGCAGAAAUCAGGAUAUCAAUAUCCUCCUCAGCUGCAUUGUCAGGUCAUUUUAAUCGCAGUCUUUCCUUUUGUGUUUCUUCCCUGCUAUUUCUUGUGGGUACAUGCUUAGCUCCCGAUUCUCUCUCACCCACUCUUCCUGUUAGUUUUUCUUUUUGCAUUCUCUCCAGGUGCAGCAUUUUCAGAUCUCAUGCUGCUUCCUCCCUUCUUGCCAGGGGCAAGAGCAUCUUUUUGAGGGCUCUGACAUUUGUGGGGUUGAUUUUGCCCACUGGCAUCAGUAUUUCCCAGACAUGAGUUGAUUGCUGAUGUAUCUCUCUCCCUGUUCCCCAGUGCUUAUGUACUCAUAGCCUAUAUUCUUCAGCCAUUUGGUGAACCAGCAUCCUGAUUUGACAGUUAAAGAACAAAGGAAAACCCAGCUACAUCUUGCUGCUCUCCAGAAACACCACCAUUAUGGCUGUAUCUAUAAGCCGUAAUGGAAUCCCAGUUUCUUCUGAAGAAGCAACCCCCAGUCAGAGUACACUUUCUGGACUUCAGAUGCUUGAAGCAAGCUACUGGAUAUCUAUCACUAUUACAUCAAAGUGAUUUUCAGGAAGUAACAUCAGUGGGCCAUCAGAGGAAGCUCCAGUAUGUAUUGAGAGAACAACAUUAGCUGAGCGGAGAGCAGUAUGAGAAGAUACUCCUCCCCCAGCCUACCUCCUGAAGGUUAUUCCUUGAAAGGGGAUGCUCUAGACCUUUACCUGUAAAAUGCAGAUAUUCAUACUUAACGCUCACAUGAGUAUUGUGAGAACACAGAGCACUGAAAGAUGCUAUAUGCGUGAGUGCAAAUUGAUCAAAAUUCCAAAUAACAAAACUACCAUAAUAAAUGGCAGUAACCGACAUGUUUGUUGGCAGUAUUAGCAAAGAGUAUCUAAAACACUCAUCCCAUAAAUGGUUGGAAUACAAUUGGACUAAUACCCCCUUACAUAAACCAAUCUAAAAUAGAAAUAACUACUCUAAAAUCAGUGGAACUGUACUAUUCUAAACCUAUUGCAAGAAGACAAUCAGACACAGUGGUGGGGAUAGCAUGGAUGGUUAUUGCUGGAGCUGUACCUACUCUGCACAUAAAUUUGAGGCCUUCCAUUGUCUUCAGUCACUUUCAUGAGCACUAAAUUAAAUUUAAAUUUUAUUAUAUAAGGCAAGGAUUCCUUAAGCAGUAAUAGUUUCUUACCCUGAGAUAGUCAUCACUUUUAUUCUCAACACAAACUGACUCAUUUCCUAUGGAUUCUCCAACUUAAAAAAAAACCAACAUUGAAAAUUUCAUAGCAAAAUUGAACUUUUGUAUCCAAGCAAUUACCACAUUUGCAUAUGAAUUACCUUGCUGCUCCUGUUCUGCUCAUUUUGGAAUCUAAAUAGAAAAGUUUCAUGUUUUUGAUUUCUCAGAGGUGUCAUACUGAAUGUUACCCAACAGAUUUGGCUCACAGUACAACCUAGCUUUUUUAGUAAUUUAAGCAAGUGAUUUCCAUUAUAUAAAAUCAGUAUUGUCAUAUCAUCUGUAAAAGUAAAUUAGUCUUAAAUUGGUAACCUUUCCAAUUAUGCAGAUGACGACAACUAUACUCAAAUGAGUCUGGAAGCAAGUGCAAGUCAUAAGGCAAAUCUCAAAAGAUUUGAAAUUUAGUUUUGUUUAGGAAAGCAUCCUCCACAAUGUGGACCUUUAUCAGAACUAUUAGAACCUCCCAUACUUGCAAAUCUGUAUACGCUGGAAAUCUUCUGAGAGCAGGCUCCCGAUUGCCAUUACGUUUUGCUUUUGGUCAAGCCAGCCUCUUUAAUUGGUUUGAUAUUUUAGCACAUGUACUUCUAGUUUCUGAUAUAACCAGGAAAUACAAUUAAUAAUUAAGAAAUACUCACAUUACGUUUUAUUAUAUCCAUUGUACUCAUGAGGGAAUUAAAGCAUAGUAAAAUUAAGUGACUUUGGUUAAGGUUACAGAGGAAGUCUGUAUUAGAGCUAGUAAAAAAAUGCAACCCUAAUAUUUACUUUAAGAGCUCAGGCUUUAAAAACAUCAAUUAUGUGAGAAUUGAGAUAAUAUCACAUAAUGGUAACAUUGGGGUUAGGUGCCUAACUGCAUUUGUGCCUUUGAAAUUCUCUCCCCCUUUGGCCCUGGUUGCCCCUUUCAUGGUAAAUUAAUGGAAGUAAUUGUUAAAAGGACCAAAACAACUUAUAUAUACACAUACAAUCAUUAUUACAGAAUCAAGUUAGUUAAAAUGCAAGUAAAUGGGCCAUAUUCACCCCUCAUGUAACUCCACUGAAGCUCUUUAUUUCCACUACAAAACCUUUUGCCCAGAUGCUGACUAUUUUGUUAAGCACUAGAAUAAAUUGCCUAGGCAGGUUGUGUAAUUUCCAUCACUGGUAUUUUUAAGAGCAGGUUAGACAAACGCCUAUCUGGUCUUCUGCAGUUUCCACGAUAUGCUAUGCAUCCGAUGAAGUGAGCUGUAGCUCACGAAAGCUCAUGCUCAAAUAAACUGGUUAGUCUCUAAGGUGCCACAAGUACUCCUUUUCUUUUUGCCUAUCAGGAAUGGUCUCAUAAUACUUAGUCCUGCCACGAGUGCUGGAGACUGGACUAGAUGACCUCUCGAGGUCCAGUUCUAUUAUUCUACUUCCCACUUUGAUUGCUACAUUUUUCUCUUUAGCCUCCCACAAUUUUGCCCAUGCCCCUUGAAACGAUCCAAAAUAGUACCAGAAAAAGCAUUUGCUUUAGCCUGAUCAUGUACAGCCCCACUCCAAAUCCCUGGCUGGGCUCCCAUGCCCCUCUAUAUCAAACUUAAGCUCUUUGCCCACGUUCAGAACUACCUAGAUCUGUUUUAGAGUAGAGCCGUGUUCGUCUGUAUCUGCAAAAAGAACAGAAGUACUUGUGGCACCUUAGAGACUAACAAAUUUAUUUGAGCAUAAGCUUUCGUGGGCUGCAGAGAAUGCACAGAAUGGAACAUACAGUAAGAAGAUAUAUAUACACAUACAGGGAAGGUGGAAAUUGCCAUACAAACUGUAAGAGGCUAAUUAUUUAAGAUGAGCUAUUAUCAGAAGGAGAAAAAAAACCUUUAGUGAUAAUCAACAUGGCCCAUUUAGACAGUUGACAAGAGGGUGUGAGGAUACUUAACAUAGGGAAAUAGAUUCAAUAUGUGUAAUGACCCAGCCACUCCCAGUCUCUGUUCAAACCCAAGUUAAUAGUAUCUAGUUUGCAUAUUAAUUCAAGCUCAGCAGUUUCUCUUUGGAGUCUGUUUUGAAGCUUUUCUGUUGCAAAACUGCCACACUUAAAUUUAUUAUCACCCUUCAUUCCCCAGCCAAUCCAGGCCAGAUGCCUCACUGCUGCUUUGUCUCCCAGCCCCCCAGUCAGGUCUCCAUCCUCUUUUCCCUACAUCCCCUCACAAAUGGGACCCUCUGUCCACCUCUCUCCUUAAUAUGCACUUCUUCCAAAAGCACCAGCGGGGCUGGCUUCGGGGAGAGGCGUUAGGUACUUCACCGGACAGCUGAAUUUGCUGUAAAUCACUGUACAUUUAGGCAGCUGAGUAGGGAAAACGCAUAUUACUGACGGAGGGGGAAGGCGCGGGGAGGGGGUCAUACGUCGCCGGAAUAGCACCGUGGGCCGGAGUCCUGCCCCGCCGUGUUACAGGUCACACACCUGGGCUCCCAGGCCAGGCCGGUUUGGGCUGGCGGCAGCUCCACACCAGCGCCCUCGCAAGACGCCAGCGCCCGGGCCAGUCAGCACGAGGCCGGAAGGGAGGGCGGCGCAGGCACGUCCCCGACCCGCCGUAAGGGCUCGGCCGAGGAGCGCCGGCGGAACGGGGAGGCCCCGAGCGGCUCGCGGCCCAACGGCGGCCGCACUAGCUGGGAAGGGCGGGGCGCAGGGAACCUGCUCCUUCUGCCACGGGACCGCGGCUGAGAGCGCGAGGCUCAGUCCCGCCCCGCGUGACCACUGACAGUUCCCACAGUAGCGGGGGAGGGAGCCGGCCAGGGCAACCUCGCCUCACCCCAGUCACGUGAUUCCGGCGUCCUUGGGAUUUUUCGCUUGUGGGACGUAUCUUUGUACGCUCUUCCCCACCUCAGAUUGCGCGCGCAACCGCUUCCGCAGAGCGCCUCGGGGCAGCGGUCGUUGACGGCCUGUCGUAAACGGAAUCCUUCCUUUGCUUUUUCAUUGCUUGGCUUUGCGCUACGGCCCGUCGGUCCCCGCGCGCUUUCCGGCCGCGGUGCUGAGAGGACCCGAGCGAGCGCGGACAGGGGCUUGCCCCCCCUUCCCGAGAUGCCCCCCAAGAAACCGCCACCUGCGGCGGGGCCCAAUAAGAAGGCGGACCAGAAAAAGAAGGAGAAGAUCAUCGAGGACAAAACAUUUGGUCUAAAGAAUAAGAAAGGAGCAAAACAGCAGAAGUUUAUCAAGGCUGUGACUCAUCAAGUUAAAUUUGGUCAACAAAAUCCAAGACAGGCUGCUCAGGCUGAAGGUGACAAGAAAUUAAAGAAGGAUGAUAAGAAGAAAGAAUUACAGGAACUAAAUGAACUCUUCAAACCUGUAGUUGCUGCCCAGAAAAUUAGUAAAGGUGCAGAUCCCAAAUCAGUAGUUUGUGCUUUCUUCAAGCAAGGACAGUGCACUAAAGGAGAUAAGUGCAAGUUUUCUCAUGAUUUGUCUUUGGAGAGAAAGUGUGAAAAACGCAGUGUUUACAUUGAUGCAAGAGAUGAAGAUCUUGAAAAAGAUACAAUGGAUAAUUGGGAUGAGAAAAAGCUGGAAGAGGUGGUGAACAAGAAGCAUGGUGAGGCGGAAAAGAAAAAACCCAAAACUCAAAUAGUCUGCAAGUAUUUUCUUGAUGCUAUCGAAAACAACAAAUAUGGCUGGUUUUGGGUUUGUCCUGGUGGAGGAGACAACUGUAUGUACCGCCAUGCUCUCCCUCCUGGCUUUGUACUAAAAAAAGACAAAAAGAAGGAGGAAAAGGAAGAUGAAGUUUCUUUAGAAGAUCUAAUAGAAAGAGAGCGUGCUGCCUUAGGACCAAACAUUACCAAAAUCACCCUAGAGUCUUUUCUUGCAUGGAAGAAAAGAAAAAGACAAGAAAAGAUUGACAAGGCUGAACAAGAUAUGGAACGGAGGAAAGCAGAUUUUAAAGCUGGCAAAGCACUGGUGAUCAGCGGACGUGAAGUAUUUGAGUUCCGGCCGGAGUUGGUUGAUGCCGAUGAUGAAGAAGCAGAUGACACUAAUUAUAUUCAAGGAUCAAGUGAAGAUGAGGUUGAAGAUCUUGUGAGGAUAAAUGAUGUAGACUUGAACCUGUAUGUCCCAAAGGAUGUAGAUGAGACUGGUAUUACUGUGGCUAGUCUUGAGCGAUUCAGCACAUACACUUCAGUGGAAAAAGAUGAUAACAAAUUAAGUGAAGCUUCAGGAGGUGGAAUAGAGAAUGGGGAGCAAAGUGAUUCAGAAGAAAACGAGGCAGAAGGAGAACAGGAAAAUGGAGUAAUAGAUGCAGUUCCUGUUGAUGAAAAUCUUUUUACUGGAGAGGACUUGGAUGAACUAGAAGAAGAAUUAAACACUCUUGAUUUAGAAGAAUGAACAAACAAAUGCAAUAAGAAAAUUGAAGUCUACUUUACAAAGUGAAAACUGACUACAUCAUUUUUUCAUCUAGAAUUCUUAAACAGGAUGUUUGUGGUUUCCCCAGCUGAUUCUGGAGGGCACAUCAAAAAACAGAAGUACUUUCCUUCAGUUUCCUUUACUCCACUCUUGACUACAUCUCAUAGUAAAAUAUUCAGAUUAGUUAAUAAUUGAAUUGAGAGCUGUCAUCGCAGAAAAUGAGAUGCAAUUUUGAACUAAAAGUAGGAAGCAUAAAUGAGUUAAGUGGAUUUAUUACUACCAGGUGUAGUACACAGUCAAAAUGAACAUCCUUUUCACCAGAACUGCAUUUGUUAAUAAGUAAUUUUGAUUUAGAAGCGGCCUAAAAUAUUUGAGCAAUGUACUCUAAAUGGAGCUGAUACAGAUUAAGAUGUUCAUGCUCCAGUAGGUAUUGAUAUGCUUUACUUCUUCAGCUGGAUGCUAAAGAUGUGGAUUCGUGAGUUGAUAAGGCGUCAGCUAUGGUGGCCUCUGUUUAAAAUGUUUUAAACUUUCCCUACACCUUUUGACAACAAGGUUGUAAAUAAAGACUGUCAACUUUAAAA
Chelonia mydas (Green sea turtle) is the source of this 7631-nucleotide messenger RNA. It is a transcript of the gene ZC3H15, whose product is annotated as zinc finger CCCH-type containing 15. The record is from RefSeq and is a predicted model, not a curated record. The transcript has 10 exons. Gene Ontology annotation, cellular component: cytosol. NCBI's taxonomy places the organism in Eukaryota, Metazoa, Chordata, Testudines, Cheloniidae. The coding region runs from base 5746 to 7032 and encodes 428 amino acids. Gene Ontology annotation, biological process: cytoplasmic translation. Gene Ontology annotation, molecular function: metal ion binding; mRNA binding.